AAGAGGUCUGAACCAAGCACUUGCACAUCAGUCGAGUGUACCUACUUCAUCGCUCCAGUUACAACUCCAACUUGUUCGCCAUGAAUGUCCUGCAUUCCAGCAUUGUCAUCUGCCUAAUCCUAAGCGCCGUCGUCGCUGCUCAGGCUGGAAUCAUCGCCAGCCAUCCGGAUGAGCUGAUUGGUAGUCCUGCCCAGUACGAGUUCCACUACUCCGUCCACGACAGCCACACCGGCGAUGUUAAGGAUCAGUUCGAGCACCGACGUGGCGAGUACGUAACUGGUCGCUACUCCCUCGUGGAUCCCGAUGGUCACCGUCGCAUUGUGGACUACACCGCCGAUCCUCUGCUGGGCUUCAAUGCUCAGGUUCGUCGAGAACCGAUUUCUCGCUACUGAAAUGGGUUGCCACUGGAUGUGAUAAAGGACUUGCCUAAAUGACCCGAUUAAGAUUUGGCUACCUUAAUAAUAGGAACCAAUGGAAGGUUAUAGACUUGUAUUUUUAGAAUAAAUCUAAAGGCUGUUCAAUUCAA
Drosophila mauritiana is the source of this 526-nucleotide messenger RNA. Its product is annotated as pupal cuticle protein Edg-84A. Lineage: Eukaryota; Metazoa; Arthropoda; Insecta; Diptera; Drosophilidae. The transcript has 2 exons. The record is from RefSeq and is a predicted model, not a curated record. Gene Ontology annotation, cellular component: extracellular matrix. Bases 81 to 392 code for a protein of 103 amino acids.